Messenger RNA from Paramuricea clavata, 5405 nucleotides. The record is from the annotation of a GenBank genome assembly. NCBI's taxonomy places the organism in Eukaryota, Metazoa, Cnidaria, Anthozoa, Malacalcyonacea, Plexauridae.
AUGGCCCACUAUCUGAAUUGUUUGUCUCGUAUUAACGCACCUAACCAGAAGUACGACAGUAUUGAAACUCAUAUUGUCAUGGAUGAUGCCUUCACAGUGUCAGGGUCAUUAAAUACGCAUGCGAAAUGUUUUAUUGAUCUUUGUAAAGAAAUUUUAAAUAAUGCUACUAUGACACAAGAGAUAAGAAUGGCAUAUGGAAGUGAAAUAUUGGUAACACUGGACGAUGGAAUGCUUGUUUAUCUGCAUUUUAAAAAUUCUCUCAAGGUAAAAACUGGAGACAUGUAAGGAUUUUCGUUAUUAUUUAAAUGCCGAGUUUCGAGGAAUCUUUCGUACAAUUUGCAAUGCAAUUUCAUUCUGAAAAUAACGAAAGAUUUUUGCUAGUUACAGGUUAGUCUGUUUCAUGAUUGAUCGAUUUUCCAAAAAAGUGCAAGGAACGUUGGUAGAGGAGUUAAACGCUGCAACUUGUCAGGCAUCAUUGCGAAAAGUGGUAGCAGGUUCAACGUUCUCUGCAAUUCACAACGCAAUUUUUCGAGUGUUACACGAGGCAAUGUUGCAACAUUCAAUGCACCGCCGUUGUGUAAAGGCCAUGGUACAGUACAUGAGGCAAUUGGUACAGUACAUGAGGCAAUUGGUGCAGUGCUGUAAUGAACGUAAUUUCACGUACAGAGGUAUCUAUGCAUGGCUAACAGUUUACUCUGGCGACAUUUUUCAUCCCAUUGAUUUCAUUGGGCGUCACGUAAGUAAAGAAAGUGUCGGCAAAGUGAAAUGCGGGCCAUACUACAUGCUCACAAUAUCCCUGCGAGUACUUUUUAGAUAACAUGGCUCUCAUGAGUCAUGUAAUCGAAGUUGCGUUGCAAGUUGCAGCAAAAAUUGGAGUAUAACAUGGCCUUAUAAGCAUGUAAUCUGCAGAUGGUGGUGUACUUAAUAGUACAUUUGUACAUCAGUGGGAAUUAUUUAUUGAAUGAAUGUAGAAUGAGUAAUAUUUCUUCACCAUCAUCGCUUAUUGCUGUGAUUAACUAUGACUUCUUCACACACCAGGUGAAACAAGGUAAAAGAUGGAGUCAAAUGAUGAUAAUGUCAUGGAUAAUUGACACGAAAAGAGAUUCAGUUCACGGUUUGUGUAAUAGUUCCAUUUUCUUCCCUUUAUACAAUACUCUUUACUUUCCGAUUAAUUCAGUAAAAAUUUCAGGCCAGAUCCAGUAUUCAUUUUACUUUUCGUUUUAUUAAUCAUCGUAUUACAAAAUCGGAACUUUUUUCAAGAGCAUUCUCAAAGCAAAGUUUUACUGCUCGAGUGAACAGCGGAAACAAACAUUUUUAAAACACUGAUGGCAUGACGAUUUCAGUUCGUUCUCGCUGGGGCAGCCUUGUUUCUGGUUAGCAAUUCAAGUGGGACUGUGUUUCCUUGCAAAGUCUGUUUUAUUCUAUGCUAUUUUAAUUGAAGUAAUUCCUGGAAAAAUACUGUCAUGGCAAGUAACAAGACACAAGAAUAGCGGACAUCAAGAUAUGGUCUGGAAACAGGGCCAAAUUCUUUGUUCUCUAUUUUUGUUCAUGGUUAUGUAAACUUGUGAACAUUUUCCCCUCACCGCUAAUUUCUACUCCACUAGUGUUGGUUGCAUAUUGACAUAUUCAAUUACUGUGGCUCACAAUGUCCUUUAUUGCUCUUUACGUUUGUGCACGUGUAUAAAUAAGCGCUUACGUAAGACAGGUACAGAUCUCGUCAUCUCUACAUGGCAUACCAGAGAUGACAUCAUACUGUCACAUUUGUUUUAAAUGUGUACCAUGAUUUUAAUUUUAAAUGAUAUAAGAAAGUGAAAAAUCCAGUUCUAAGUUAAUUGUGCAUGAUAUAUAAUGAUAUGUGAUAGUACAUAGUAUAAUAUCAUUUUAGUCAAUAUACUCGAUUCUGAUUGGUUAAAAACUGUGCCGAUGUUUAAUUAAAUGCGAGCCCGCGUGCAUUCCGUACGCUCACGUUAGUGCAGAAAUUUAAAUACAAAAUCUAAAUAAACAACGUGAAGAUUUAUGUUUUCUGAGCUUUAAUUUUGCAAUGAGCUCUUGAACAGAAGAGAAUGAAAUCAAAAUUAUUCACAGUUUUUAGAGGGAUGAAUUAAAAAUCAAUGUCAGAAAAUUGCUCUUAAAAUUGAUCACAAAGGCGCGUAUGGCUGUGCUCGCUGGAAUACAUUUAAUACAAUAUGUCAUGUCAUUGAUUGCUCGUAAAAGUUGACUAUAAAAUGAUAUUAAUAAAUAGGAAAUUACUAAUUUCCAUUUACAGUCCUUUGUUCUCUCUUAUUGAGAUUGGUAUACAACUGUCAUAAAUUGAAUGCUGUAAAGUGUGGGGAAGGGAAGUAUAUUUAGGAUUUAGGGUUUAUACCAGUAAUUUACCAUUUUCAACCUUCGUUAAUAGAUCCUGCAAAUGCGUACUUCCUGACAUGUGACAUGGAUGUUUCCUUCUCGUAUUCUUCGAUUGAAAGAUUACUGGAUUUUAUGUUACGUAAACCUUCUGUUGGUGGUGCUACGUGUCGUGUGUUUGCGGAGGGGUCUGGACCUGUCGUCUGGUAUCAAAUGUAUGAAUACGCUAUAUGGCAUUGGUUGAUCAAGGUACAGUAUACGUAGUUUAUUGUUUUAGUUUCAGAUGCAACCUUCAACAUUUAAUUUUUCCUAAAACAGUACUUCUCUAAUUUUUUCAAAAACGUACAGUACUUCAGCUUACUUCAGCUUACUUCAUUACUUCGUUUUUUUUUCAAAAACGUACAGUACUUCUUCUUUACGUACAGUACUUCUCUAAGUCUUGACCAAAUACGAAGGAAAUGUGAUGUCUGAAGCUCCGAUUUGAAAACAAAACGUUGAGAAUAAUAACAAGUUUUAAAAAAUCAAGAUGGCGAAAUGCACAAUGAUUUUAUAUGGAAUGAAGUGAAAUAUUUUUAUGCUGAAAUUGUCUUACAGAAAAUCUAUCAAAGAUUUUCGCAAUAUAAUGACUGUUUUAUCUUAAUUUUUAUUACUAUUUAUUUGUUUUGUUUGUGCAGGCAGCAAACAGUGUGAUUGGUUCACUCCUGUACUGCACUGGCUGUUUUAGUGUUUUUCGUCUUAAAGCUUUGUCUCAAGUAAUUCCAGUCUUUUCAAGAGAAACAGAGAAUGGAGCGGACUACAUCAGAAAAGACUUAGGUAUGUUUCCAAUAUAAAAAUGGUGCAGCGCGAUGAAAAAGCGAUUUAAUCCACGUUUUAAUUUGUAGUGCGAUUUACCAAACCAAAAAUAUGUAAUAUUUUCUAUCUAAGAAAGAUAAAAAACUUAUCCAGACUUAAAACGAACUAUACUUAAAACUUCCGGACUUAUCCCGAAGUAAAUUAGUUUAUAUUGUAUCUUGUUUUCUUUAAAUAACUCAAAUUUUUUCUAUAUUUCUUAAAAUUGUCUGCUGGUAAAGGAUUUCUUCUAAGUACAGUAUACGUAGCUUGCAUAAUUAUAUACAGUUUGAGAUUAUAUACAGUGCGUUUAAGACGUUCGCAUGAGUGAAGACGUUAAACACCUUUUGCACCUUUCGUGCUCCAUAUAUUCUAUGUUAAUUAUUAGUAGUCAAGACGGUAGCAUGCAGAGUUUGUUUUCCAACUUAACUGUGUCUAUGGUAUUUUAUAGGAGAAGACCGCUGGCUUAGUUGUUUGUUGUUAAAAGCAGGCUGGUUGUUGGACUACUGUUCCUUGGCUGAAGUUUCAGUUUUAUGCCCUGAAACAUUUGAUGGUUUCUUUCAACAACGGCGAUACUGGAUUAUGUCAACUUUUGCCAACACUUGUUCUUUGAUCAAAGAUUUCUGGAAUAUUCGACAUUUUAAUUAUAAAUUAUCUGUGUUCUAUUUCGCUUAUCUCAUUAUGACUGUAUUUUUUAUGGUUAUCAGGUAAAUAUUCAGUAAUAUUAUACCUCAAAUUCAAAUUGUCCAAUCAAAAAACAACAUUUGUACCACGUGACAAUGUGAUUGUUUUCGGUAUUUCACUCAAAUUCAUGAUUUCACAAUGUAGCGUGAGAUAAUAUAAUAUCCCACGGCAGAUUCACACGACGCUCUGAAACAAUAUGGCGUUCGCGAGCUGCUGUUUGUAAUUUCAUACAGAAGAUUUUAGUAUUGAUUUAAACCAAAGAUUUUCAAGACGUAUGUUACCUUCAAGGAUCCAAAAGAUAAAUGCUCAAAUAUUUUAAAAAGAAAACUCAGGCGUACAUAAGAAAUUAAAAAUUGUAUUCGCUUCAAGUUUUAAAGUUUAUUGUGAACUUGAUCUUGGUGGGUUCUUUAACUUUCGGUAUUCAACUCCUAAGCUUAAAACUUGUGCUCCCAUUAAGCUUUGGGCGCUUAGAGUUUAAGGUUAAGGUUUAGAGUUUAAGGUUCGCAAAGGACAACCUUAUUUGAAUUGACUGUAUAUGAAUUUAGAAUGAACUUAAGAUUUUGAUGGAUUCAUCUACAAGGGGAAGGGAUGUGGUGAGUUUAACGAAAUGAGUCAAGAAAAACCUGUCGUUUCCACAGUUUCCACAUAUCACUUUCACUGCUGCCAAGUCUCCAGAGUCCAAAAACUCUAACGUUUUCGCACGCAAUCGCAUAUUUCGGCUGAUUUCCCCCUGUUGAAAGAUGAAACAGCCUUUUGAUGUUCCUUUAAGCGAGUGCCAAAUUGGCACUUAGAAUGACCCAGAUACUCUUUCCCACAGUCACCGCACGGUAUAGUGUAUACAGUGUGUGUUUUCUGGUUGAUUGAUAUGGACAGGAUUUGGGAAAAUAUGGCCCCGAGGAGAGCAUUAUAUAGACUGCAGUGUCGAGUGUUGGGUCAUGAAGCAUUCGAUAAAAAAGGGAAACAUGACUGAUAUUAACCUUGUUACCGUGAACUCACAAACUUUAACAAAUAUAUAUAUUUUCUAUAUAUUUUUAUCUUGCCCUUCAGUAAUGAUAUUUUCUAUCUGCUCUAGUCCAUCAGUAAUGAUCUGGAUGAUAACAGGAGCAGUGUACUACAUUACAAACUCGUAUGCUGUUGUUCCAUACCUUGGUAUUCUUCUUAUGGCCUUGUUGCUCAUAUAUAUCGCCAUAUGUAUGUUUACGCUCCCUGACGUGCAUCGUGCCUUUGCUAAAGCUGGUUCCUAUGUGCUGGCAGUUACCAUAUUUAUCCUUACCCUGCUCUCAUUGGUUCACGUAUGUCGUAACCCUCGCCUGACGUUAGAUACCAAUGAUCCACCUCAUGAUCUUGAUAAACAUAUGGAGAUCAGUGUGUCGAUGGUUUAUUUCAUUAUAUAUGCAGGAGUUUUUGUUGGAACCGCUCUUGUUUAUCCAAAAGAGUUUUUAUGUAAUUUGCAAUCAUUGUGGUAUCUGUUGUGUUUGCCUGGAUUUAAUAUUUUCCUAAUUACCUAUACUGUGGUCAAUAUUACCAAGACUAAUGAAGGUAUGUUUGAA